GCACAACGUGCCACAGAUCGUCGAGAUGCCGUCUUACCUAGACAGGAAUGUCUCGAUCAAGGUUUCACGAUUUUACAUGAGAGUUGUCGGGAUUUGGUACGCUGAAACGGAACGUGAGAAACGGAUGCUGAACGGGGCUAUGAUUUACUCAAUUCUAGCUCUCCUCUUUGCCCUUGUCAUUGUCGUAGUCGAUUUAUUUCAUGUUUGGGGGGAUUUUCACGAAACCACGACAGGCCUCUUGGUGGUGAUAACGGUAGUAAGUGCGGUUAUAAAAUUACUGAUCGCAAUAGGACGAAAAGAUGCAAUAAUCGAUCUGCUCAUACAUUCUAAAAAAUACUUUUGGGAAGUGACAUACGAUAGUUUUAGCGAGCAGAUGCUAGACGAGUGUGAAAGGAAAGGUAUCAUUCUGCUGUGCAGUAUGGCCUGUGCUGUCCAAGGAACCGCGAUGGCUUACCUAAUAAAUCCGUUUAUAACGGACAAUGGAUCAAAUGAUACUCAGAGAGCAUUGCCAUUCACAAUUUGGAUUGAUUUACCAAUGUCUGAGACACCGUAUUACGAGAUUUUUUUCACGGUUGAGUGCCUGACAACCACGCACUCAGCAAUCUGUUUCUUCUGCUUCGACAAUUUGUUGUGUAUAUUGAACAUCCACCUCGUUGGUCAGUUUAAGAUAUUGCAGCACAGACUGGAGACGUUGUGUGAUAAAUUUGUGAUUCAUGUGGAUGACGAGAAUGAAAAUACUUAUCCUGAGACAGCGGAUGAGAGAUUUCCGAAAAACAUUUUUAAUAGAAAUGAAAAUCCGAGACUGAAAAUUGAUUUCACGAAGUCUGGAGCGAAGAAGAAUCGUUUGGAUCUCAGUGGAAAGGCUUACAACAAUUUAAAGGAAUGCGUAAAACAGCAUUUAUUGCUAUUUAAUUACGUUGAAAGACUGGAGUACAUCUUCAGUCCAAUUCUUCUUUAUCACAUAGGAUUUUCCAGCUUGAUCCUAUGUUUGGCAGGCUUCGAAAGUAUCGUGGCUAAGCGCGGGGAAAGUAUUUUACAUAUGAUUUCCGCCGCCGCCCAGAUCCUAAUUUUUACCUGGACUUGCGACGAGAUUAUUGACCACAGCAUGGGAAUUGAGGAUUGUGCAUUUCGCUCGAAAUGGUACACGACACCAGACACUGAGGAAGGACGGUCCAUUCGCACGGGCUUGAUAAUAAUCAUGAUGAGAUCACGUCGCGCCUGUUUUUUGACUGCUGGGAAACUACGCGCGAUAUCUUUGCAGACCUUCACGAGUAUCCUGGGCACAACUUCGUCCUACUUAUCGGUACUGCGUCAGAUGGGCGAUGAAAUUUAGUUUAUUUAUUUAUCUU
Molecule: messenger RNA, 1349 nt
Organism: Diprion similis
Lineage: Eukaryota; Metazoa; Arthropoda; Insecta; Hymenoptera; Diprionidae
Product: odorant receptor 83a-like
Exons: 6
Coding region: 26-1333 (435 amino acids)
Biological process (GO): detection of chemical stimulus involved in sensory perception of smell; sensory perception of smell
Cellular component (GO): plasma membrane
Molecular function (GO): olfactory receptor activity; odorant binding
Source: RefSeq, a predicted model, not a curated record